GUUUAUAUGCACGUUGAAUGGUGGAAAACCUAGAGAUUGAUGGGCGAAUGAAGGCUUUUCAAGGACACCGAUGCGGAACACCACAAAACAGUGACAACUAUAUAUUAUUGUGCCUUUAUGCUGGGAGGGGUGUACGUGUUGGUCUCAGUUUUCAAAAAUCAGAAAGGCGGAACAGUUAACAAUAUGGAGACUAGAGCUAAGUUGUGUCUGGGGACUCUCCCCGUCCUUCUGGCCCUGAUUUUGGGGUACUUCAGGCCCGAUCUGACUCAUGUUCUCCCUGGUAUCCACAGCAUCUGGAGCGAUGUGACCCAUGCGCCACCGGACGCCGGAGAUGUGAGCCAGGCGCCACCGAAGGGUCACAUGCAGAAGUUUGGACUUCACGUGGACAAGGAAAAGGAGCUGAUCGUGAUGGACCAUUUCCCAAGUCCAGAAGAUUUUUACAGAGAUCACAUGCGACAGUCAGUCCCUCUCGUGGUGCGAGGGUCGCUGAAACACUGGCCGGCCGUGGAGAAAUGGAACAAUGAAGAUUACUUACGAGAGAAAUUUGGUAACAGAGAGUUCACAGUGAUGUUCAAAAAAUCAAACGAUCACAGCCACAAGUCACAUAUGACAAUGAGCAUGACAGAUUUUCUAGAUCGGUACCGCGAUGAACAUAUUUACAUGGACGCCACACUUUCCCCAGAAAUGACAGAAGAUCUGACUAUCCCAAGAUUCCUUGGUUGCGACGCCAUCAUGAAAAUGAUGAAGCAGUUUGCAGUAUUCUUCAACGCCGGAUGGUCCAGUACCUACAUCCACGUGGACGCCACAGAGACGCUGUUUGCGCAAAUUACGGGUCAACGACAAUGGAUUCUGAUACCGCCGGCCCAUGGGAAAUACCUAUACGUGGACGAUUUUAACUAUCACAGAGGGAUCUCUCCAGUCGAACCGGAAGCCGUCGACCUCAUCAAAUUCCCGAAUAUUUCUAAAGUCGACAUCUACAAUAUCACACUGUAUGAGGGGGAUAUUAUCUACGUGCCCGAGGGGUGGUACCACCAAGUUCGCACCAUGGGCGGUCCACCUAACAUGGCAAUGGCUAUUUUUAUCAAUUAUCUACUUUGUUCGGAGGGAGGGCAUCCACCAAAUAGAACCGACGAAAUGGUCAUGGAGCGAUGCAUCGCACGGAGGGAGGCCACGCCCAAAGAAAUUAACUGUAAGGAACGAAUGGAAGAUAUGCCAAUGCACGAAUUUAUCGCCCAGUACAGUUAUAUCAACCCAGAAGCGAUUGAUGUGGCGUUAGAAUUCGAAUCACCAAUGGCGCAGUUGAGGUCACAUAUAAGCACACUGAGCAGCGGGUUUGACAUGCCUGGCUUAGGAUUUGGAGUGAGCGGCCAACCCACCGAGAAGGCGAAAAUCUCUACUGCUCAUGCGCUGCGACUGCGCUACAGUCUCUUUGACACGGACCCAGAUGAUGAAUCCGAGGAGAUUCUAGGGACUAUUUUAGCUUCCACUCCAGAUGUCAAGCGAGAGGAUGUUUUUAUCGUCGUGAAGGUCCAUCCUAGAAAUUUAGGAAGGGAAAAAACUAUCGCUUCUGUUCAAAGAUCUCUAGCUAGAUUAAAAACCGACUACAUUGAUUUGGUACUUAUUAAAGCGCCCUCUUGUAAUGGUAUGAAAUUCAAGUGCGAAGCAGACGAUAACCGUGGCACUUGGAAAGAAUCUUGGGAAGCUUUGGAGGAACUGAUCGAAGGCGGUAAAAUUCGGUCCCUAGGCGUGAGCAACUUUAAGAUGUCUCAGCUUCGAAAACUGAUUGAUUUUGCUAAAUUUCCCCUGUCCGUUGUACAAAGUAAUUUCAACUUGUACAAUAGGAAAACUAAACUGCGUCAGUUCUGCAAAGACAACGGCAUCGCGUUUAUGGCGCAUGGAUUGAUGGGAGUUUUGGAGACUGAGAACGGCACACGCGAAAGCCCUCUACUGUCCCACCCUAAGGUGGACCUUGCAGCCAAAAAAUACCGCACAACACCAGGAACAAUACUGAUACGAUGGGCCUUAGAACAAGAUGUUAUAGUUGCGCCACCGUCGACCAAUGUGGAUCACAUUGCAUUUAACAGACACGCGUUUAUGUUAGAUAUAGCAGAUUCACCCUGGGCUAUUGAUAUGCUUACUGAAUACUUUCCUCACGUAGAUUAAGUAGUCAUUGUUACAUAUGUGUAUGGAGAUGACAUUUCUGGGUGUCAAGUAUAUGAGAAAAAAAGGAACGCUGUAGUAAUUUUGAAAAAAAAAUGAGUGAAGUUUAUGAAGCCCGUUUCUGUAGUAUUUUCAUAUGAACUCUCUCUCUCUCUCUCUCUCUCUC
Messenger RNA from Lingula anatina, 2326 nucleotides. RefSeq lists its product as uncharacterized. The record is from RefSeq and is a predicted model, not a curated record. NCBI's taxonomy places the organism in Eukaryota, Metazoa, Brachiopoda, Lingulata, Lingulida, Lingulidae.